AUGAUGUUUGAAUAUACAAGUGAUUAUUUAGCUGAAAAAUUACGUGAAAAUUGGUUAACACGUAAUAAUUCUAAUGAAUUUAUAAUAAAUCAACAAGAACAAGAUGAUUCAUUAACAAAUUUAAAUUGGUUACAAACUUUAAAUAUUCAUGAGUUCACAUCUACAAGUUCACCAAUUUCUCCACCUCCUACACCUCCAUUACAUUUAAUUCAUUCAACUAAUAGUGUAUAUACAUCACCAUCAUCAUCAUCAACAGCAAUACCAAUGACAACACCACAAAUGACAACAUGGAAUUCAUCAUCACAAAAAUUUCUUCAUUAUAAACGUAAUGAUUUAUCAUUAUUUCAUGGAAUACAACAUCGAAAUGAAAAUCAUACUUUACCAUAUAUAAAUUAUUCAAAAUAUCGAUCAACUUAUAAUAUUCAUAAUAAUACUGAUUAUACUACUGAUAAUCAUCAUCAUUAUAUUAGUAGUAUUGGUAUAACUAAUAAACAAUAUAAAGAUUCACCUUUAAAAUGCUUAAAUAAUACAAUAAAUUAUUAUUCAAAUUAUAAUCCUAUUCAAUUGAAUCAUAUCCCUGUUAAUACAAUAACUGAUUCAUUACAAAGCAAUAACAAUGAUAAUAAUAGUAAUAUAGAUUAUCAACAGUUAUUAAACACUGUCUACAUUAAUACUGAUGAUCUAAAUCCUAUUGAUCAUGAUCAAUUUUCUACAAAUUCUAUAUAUGAUCUACAUAAUAAUAAUAAUAAUAAUAAUGUGAGUAAUCCCGAUUCAUCUACCUGUUCAUUACGUAAUAGUAAUAUUACAAGAUUUGAACAUCAGAAAUUACGUAAACAUGAUCCUCAACAACAAUCCAUGAAUUUAACAGAUAUAAAUUUCAUUAUAAAUUCAUCAACUACUGAUAUAUUCAAUUAUAAUAGUAGUCAAGUAAUUUAUAAAAAAAUUAAUAAUAAUACUAUUACUACUAAUAAUAGUACUAUAAACUAUACAAAUUCUAUUAAUCAUAAUCAUAAUAAUACUUCAAUAGAAGAUUAUUAUUAUUAUCAUAUAACAGAGAAUAAUAAAUUAUUUAUUAAAUAUGAUACAUUAUCUAUACAAGAGAAAGAGAUUUAUCAAUAUAAUGCUUAUAAGAAACCAUUAUUUAAUUCCCAUACAUUAAUUUAUAUGGCAAUGAAUUCAUUAAAAAAGAAUAAAAUUACAUUUCUUGAUAUAUGUGAUUGGAUACAAUUACAUUUUGCAUUUUAUCGUUAUCAAAAUGACAAUUAUUGGUGGCAGGAUAUUAUUCGUAAACAUCUUACAUGUAGUCGUUGUUUUCAACGUGUCCCUAAACGUAAAGAAGAAUUAGAUGGUCGUAGUGAUUUAUGGCGUAUUAAUCCAGAAUUACAAAAUCAAUUAAUCAAUAAUAAAAUUAGUUAUAAAUUUUUAAUGGCUUGGAAAAAUCAAACUUUAUCUAAAUUACCUGAUUUAAUCGAUUAUAUGGAACAAUAUAAUUCAAUAUUAAAAUUAUCAUCAGAAAUCAAUAAUGAUCAACAUAUAGAUCAUAAUGAUCCUCUUAUUAUUAUUAAUGAUAAUACUAAUAAUAAUAAUAAUCAAUUAAUCAAUUUAUCAAAACGUAAAUGUAUCAAUCAAUUAGAUAAUUUAAUUGAUUAUAAUCAAUCAUCUAAUAUAUAUCUUAAUAUUGAUCAUACAACUCAAUCAAAUUCUAGUUCAUCACCAGAAUUAUCUGAUUUAUAUACAUCAUCACCAUCAGAAUUAUUACCGGAAUCAACAACAGAUUUACCAUUAUUAAUCGAUAAUGAUUAUUAUUUAAAUAAUUCAUUGAAUUCAAUUAAUUUCAAUGAUAAUAUUCAUAAUAAUAGUAAUAGUAAUAAUAAUAAUAAUAAUAAUGAUAAUGUAUUAAGAAAUAAUAUAUUACAUCAUUCUAUUCAUUCAUCACCAUUAAAUUUAACUGAACAAGAUCAAUGUGAUCUACAAGCAUUAUUUAAUGAUCAUGAAACUCAUUCUAUAUUAAAUGAUCAUUUCUAUUAUACAUCUAAUUCAUCAAUUUCAUCCUUUGAUCUCAAUAAUGAUAAUAAUAAUAAUAGUAAUAAUACUAAUAGUAAUAAUAAUAGUAAUAAUAAUAGUAAUGGAUUAAUUGUAGAAGAAUUAUCAAAAGCUAGUGGAUUAAAUGAAAUUCCACCAAUAAAUGAUUUUGAUAAUGAUGAAUUAAUAGAUCCAUUAGAUUUAACUAUUCAUAGUGUACAUUCACGUUUCACUAAUGAUUGGUGGUCAAAUCAUUCAAAUAUAAAUAAUAAUAAUAAUAAUAUUAAUCAUGAUAGUUUAACAGAAUCAAUGACUAAUUUUAUUAAUUCUACAUUAAAUGAAUUAGAAAAGAAAGAAAAAGAAGAAAACAACGACAAUGACGACGUCGACGACGACGGUGGCUUCGAUGAUGAUGAACUAGUGAUGAGAAAACGAAAUAAUAGAAUUGAUCAAAGAAUUGAUAAAACAUUCACUCGUAAUAUUAUUAAUCCUAUUCAUGAAAAUUUAAUAUUAAACAAUAAACAAGAAGAAAAUAUAAAUGAAGUAAAAUUACAUGUCAAUUCUUUAUCAUCUGAUUUAAUAACAAAUGAAUUAUCAUUAAGUCAAACCUUAUCAUUAUUAUCAUCAUCAUCAUCAUCAUCAUCUGAUUUAACAAUAUUAUCACCAAGAUUAUUAUCUAUAACGAAUCAAACAGAAAUGAUUAAAUCGUCAUCAUCAUCACCACCACCGCCACCGCCACCAUCAACAUCCUUAUCCUCAUCAUCAUCAUCAAUUCCAAUGACAUCUUCAAUGAUAUCUAAAAUCAAUUAUUAUUGUAAAACCAGUGAAACUAAUAGUAUUAUUAUCAAUGAAGAUGAUGCAUUUUUUCAUCAAUUACAAUUAAACAUUUCAACAAAUAAACCUAAUAAUAAUAAUGAUAAUAAUUUAAUUCCUUUAAAUCAUAUAAAUGAUCAUAAUGAUAUAGAUGAAGAGAAUAUUAAUCAUAAUCAUAAUCAUAAUCUAUUAGAACAGCCAUAUCAUCAACAUUGGCUUGAUCAUAAAAUGAAUUUAGAUGAUCUUGAUAAUAUUUUAGGACUUCAUUAAUAUCAAUAAUAUAAUAUUGAUUUAUCAAUAAUAUCAAUCAUAGGGCAAAAGAAAAAAAAGGAUCAAUUUAUGAUCUAUU
Schistosoma spindalis is the source of this 3184-nucleotide messenger RNA. Lineage: Eukaryota; Metazoa; Platyhelminthes; Trematoda; Strigeidida; Schistosomatidae. The record is from the annotation of a GenBank genome assembly.